Caenorhabditis elegans is the source of this 3734-nucleotide messenger RNA. It is a transcript of the gene cle-1, whose product is annotated as Fibronectin type-III domain-containing protein. The transcript is spliced from 21 exons. Gene Ontology annotation, cellular component: solid phase of interstitial matrix; extracellular region; synapse. The record is from RefSeq and is marked reviewed. Lineage: Eukaryota; Metazoa; Nematoda; Chromadorea; Rhabditida; Rhabditidae. Bases 1 to 3417 code for a protein of 1138 amino acids.
AUGAUAGAAACUGGAUCUCAAUAUUUAUUAUUUCUACUAUUUAUUUGUUCUUUAUUUAAUUCUGGUUCAACAGCAUUACAACAUGAGGAUCGUGUUCCAAAUGCACCACAAAACGUUCGUAUCAAGACCCAAUCCACAUCAGCCACCUUAUGGUGGGAUGCACCUCCGGAUCCUACAGUUUUAAUUAGAGGAUAUACUGUAGAGUAUGGAGAAGGAAGUAUUUCACAGAGAAUUCUUAUUGAAGGACCAGAUAGCACUUCAUUUACUGUUACUAGACUUUCGCCAAAUACAAAUUACGUGUUUGCUGUUUCUGCGUACAAUGAAGCAGAGGGAGAGGAUGGUACAAAAGUUAUGGUUGCUGCAAAAACUAGGCCAUCAGAAGGAAGUCAAACAGAAAAACUAUGGCCUCCGACUUCUGUUCGUGCAAGAAUCGAUGAAAAAUCAGCCGCUGGAAGUGCAUUUGUAUCAUGGGACGAUCCGAAUCCGGAGAGCUCAUCUGAAAAUUCAAUUGAUUCGACACAAAAACAAUAUGUUAUUAAUUAUGGAAUAUACGAAAGUGAUACGCAACAAAAGGUACGUUCAAAUGCGAAAGCAGUUCGUUUAACCGGGUUAAUACCUGGCAAAGAAUAUGAAGUAGCUGUAAAAGUGGUGGCUGGGGAUGGAAGGGAAAGUCCAUGGAGUAUUAGAGAUUUGUUUUUAGUUCCCGAGACGAAAACAGUUUCGAAGUUUGAUUGGUUCUGUCGUCUUAAUGACACUGAAAUGUGCUCAAUCCAUAGCUCUCCUCACUGGAAACUUUGCUCUGAAAAACAUGAUACUUACACUCAACGUGACGCAGGAGCAUGCCCACGAGUACAGUAUCCAUCAUCACCUGCACAUCUAACAACACCAGCUAUCAAUCUACCAGAUGCUCAACGAUUGUGUUUAUACUUCAGAUUUGCAUUACUCAACUUUCAUCCCGGUCAAAUGAAAGUAGAAAUCUUUCGUGAUGGAGAUAUGGCCAAUAAACAAAUUGUUUGGAAAACUCGAAUGGCAAAUGUUCGAACUCAUGUUGUUCAAAACGUCUAUGUUCCAUUUUCUCAACAGAUAAAGCCAUUCAAGGUAUCAGUUUCUCUCAAAUGGGAUGGUCAACCAAUGCCACGUGUAAUUGUUCAUGAAAUGGAUGUACUGAGUGGGGGUUGUUCAGAAAGAUCAACUGAUUCUGAAACGGAAGUAGAUUUAUUGGCUCCAGUUAAAGCAUCUUUAAAUGCAGACGCACGGGUUUUUAGAGCCAAAGGAAUUGAAUCUUUGCCAGCAAUCGGGUUACAGAGAGGUGUUGAAAUUGCAGUCCCUUAUCGAUUAUAUUUGCCACGAAAUUUUUUCAAACAAUUUUCUCUACUUGCCACUAUCAAGCCAAUGGAUAAACGAGGUGGUUAUCUAUUUGCUGCAGUUAAUGCAUAUGAUUCAGCAGUUGAUAUUGGAUUGCUUAUUGAACCAGCAGGAACAAAGCAAACGAAUAUUUCACUGAUAGUUCGUUCUGUGGCAAUUGUAUCGUUUCUUGUCGAAGAUUUCUCUCAGCAAUGGACACAAUUUGCAUUAGAAGUUGUAGAUCAAACUGUCACAUUUUACUUCAAAUGCAGACGUUUUGCAUCAAGACAGGUUACCUCUCUCCCUGAUUUCUCAUUUGAUGAAGCAGAGAAGCUUUAUAUUGCAAGUGCAGGACCAAUCAUCGAUAACGGAUUUGAGGGAGCUAUUCAAGAACUUAAAUUAAUUGAUGAUGCUACACAAGGUUCACGACAGUGUGAUGAACAAUGGGGUGCUGAAGGUUCGGGUACUCCAGAAGAAUUCAAGAAAACUCAAGAAUCAUCGGAACUUCAAAAGAUAUCCGAUUUUCCACCGACACCUGCUCCCCCACCCCCAUACCCAACACCUCAGUUGGCUCCACAUGAUCUACGCUCAUACGAACAACAAGCUGCGACAACUCCAUUCCAAGGUGCCCCACCUUCCAAUCAAUGCACUCAAGUUUGUCGUGGAGAACCGGGACCUCAAGGUCCAUCAGGAAACGAUGGAAUCCCUGGAUCACACGGAGCUCCGGGUCAUCAAGGAGAAAGAGGAGCUGAUGGUGCUCCAGGACUUCAUGGAUCCCGUGGUGAUCAGGGGCUGCCAGGUCCACCUGGUAUGCCUGGCCUUGCCGGACCACCUGGACCACCUGGUUCAGGUACUGGACAUGGAUCUGGAGCUGAUGGGCCACAAGGACCACCGGGACUUCCUGGAGCUCCUGGAAGAGAUGGAACAUCGGGAGUUGAAGGACAAAGAGGACCUCAAGGACCACCUGGACCAAAAGGAGAUGAUGGUGUUAGUAUGGAAAGUCUUACUGAUGAUGAUAUUGAAAGAAUUGCAAGAAGAGUAGCAUCAAUUCAAAAAGAAUCAAAUGAACCAAUGAGAGGAGACCUCCCAGAAUACAAUUCAAAAGUUCAUAGUUUCACAACAAAAGGAGAAAAGGGAGAACGAGGCGCGCCUGGUGCCCCGGGAGCACCAGCACCACCAGCUUAUGGAACACUCACCACUGGAACUGCAGUAAAUGUUCAUGCAACCACGGUGGAGUUAUUCGCCUCAGCCCGUUCUACGUCAGUUGGGCAACUGGCAUUUGCCACGUCAUCUCAACAAUUAUUCAUUCGUGUUACAAACGGAUGGAAAGAAAUUCAAUUAACCCAUUUCCAUCCAUUUGUAGAAACAAGACAUUCAACGCAAAACUCUCGACAAAACGAUGCAAGUCACGCGGGAAGAUCAAGAACUGGAUCAGCAGCUGCUCCAUGGUACCCAAAAGCAAAUCUUGAUGAACCACAGAGAGAUGCGGGAGUUCAUAAUAAAGAUCGAGUUAUUCAUAUGAUUGCCCUGUCACAACCAUUCUCUGGUAAUCUUCACGGGCUCCGAGGAGCAGAUCUUCAAUGUUAUCGUGAAGCUCGUGCAGCUGGAUAUACUACAACAUUCCGUGCAAUGCUUUCGAGUAAUGUACAGGAUUUGGUUAGAAUUGUGCAUUCCGUUGAUUUUGACACAACUGUUGUGAAUGUUGCUGGACAUCAUUUGUUCCCAAGUUGGAGAUCAUUUGUCAAUGGAGCACAAAUGAAUCCUCAUGCCAAACUUUUCUCAUUCGAUAGACAUGAUGUGCUCAACGAUUCUAGAUGGCCAGAUAAGCGAGUUUGGCAUGGAUCCAAAGAUGGUGGAAUAAGAGCUGAACAAUACUGUGAUGGAUGGAGAAGAGCCGAUUCAUCUCUGACUUCUUUGGCAGGUCACAUCUCAUCGAAUACAAGCAUUUUCCAAUCAAGUGGAUCCGAAAAAUGUGAAAAUAAAUUAGUGGUAUUGUGUGUUGAGAACAUGUCCAAGUAUCACGGUGACCGAAUUCUCCGCUUGCAUCGAAUCACAUCCGACUUCAAAAAAUGAACGACUUCCAAUAUAGAAUUUCAAUUUUAAAAUUGUUUUAAAUGAUUAUACCCCAACCUUACGAUGAAAAAAUCUCGAACCCCCCCUGAAAAACGGCUUCAUUCACUCAUUUUGCUUUGUUUUCUAUUUUGAAUUAAACCAAAAAAAUCUUUCCGAAUUUGAUUUUGAUAACUGCCACGUAUUUUCUCAAUUUUAUUGUGAACGUAUUUCAAAAAAAUACAAUUUACAAAGCCUUCAAAUUACACAUGACGAGCAAUAUUAGUUUGAUGUGAGUACUAUAGAUACAUACAUGUUACAAAUGAAAUGUUUAUCGAUGA